UUAAGAAGCUGCUACAGCUAUACUGUAAGAUUAAGAGUUUAUUCUUUCAAAGCAGGUCUUCUCAUCUCUUAAACGCUAUAUAUAUUAAGUAGAUAAAAACUGCAACUUCUAUUUUGGUAGCAUUUAGGAUCUACAAAAAUGAUCUUUCAAUUACUUGGAAUUUCAAAAUAGAGGUUACCUAUUAACAAUGCAUCAGUAGAACACAAAAUACUCUGAUUUUGUUUAGUCUGUGGGAAAAAAAAAUCUUUAAACUGGAAAGAUUCUGUAGCCUUACGAAGAUUAUUACACUGGAAUUGGAAUUACUGUAGUUCGUUUUUCCCUCUAGGAGGGCAGCCAUUUCUCUACAAGUUUUGUAAAAGUUAAGACUCGGAUUUCAAAAUGCAAGCAGAUGUUGAUGAAGCAUACGAAAUGGGCAACUCCAUUUCUAUUUCGGAGCCGCAGUGACUCCGACUUUGUGCCCCAAGCCUGUAAAGCACAAAACCUCAUCCCUUUGGUGUAAACCUUCAAGAGAAGUGGGGCAGCACACUUCAGGGUUUUCACCAACAGGCUGGCGACAUGCUAGGUCAGGGUGUCCGGAGAAUCGGGGCUGAAUGGGAGAGAUCUUGAGGGCAAGAGCCUCAGAGACCUUCAGGCACCGGGCUCGUGAAGGUUUCCACGUGCCCCUAUCUAGCUGGUCCCAGGGGGAAUUAGUGGUUGCUACAGUAGUUUAAGACGGCCGUGGUUUUUCGCACCCCAGGCGGCGAGAUGGCGCUUUGGUGUAAGCGAGGCUAGAAGAACUACAAUCCCCAGCAGGCACCGCGCGUCCAGGCUCUCUCUCCUCCCCCCAUCUUAGUGUCCUGAGCGGCUUGACUACAGCUGCUGCAACUGCAGCAAGAGGUAGGGCUGAGACGUUGGGAAUUGCACCGACAGGCAGUCGCACAGAAAGACACACAGGUGUAGUGGUGUGCAUAGCCCUUGACAGCGAAUAGGUCAGUUCCACUUUUGCAAAACCUCUUUCCAUGACUAUCUCCCCUCUUCCAAGAAAUCCAUCCUUAUCCCAGUUGGGUUUCCCGCUCAGCUGCAUGUAGCGCAAAGACCUCUUUCCCCUUUCCCCUGUUUCCCUUUCUGAGAGGAAGGAGGGAGGCAGGCCAUGACCUUAGAGGAAAAGGCCUCAGCACUAGGCUUGGCCCAGGUCCCAGCUGUGCUUCUGGCCUUUGGAGCCCAGCUUGGGGAGAAGGUUGGGGGUGCAGGGCUGCAUCAAGAUUGAGGCCCCGGAGACAGUGGGAAAGGACUCCUGAGCUUGCUCCAUGUUCUUCCGUGGCAGCAGCAGCCCCACUGCACUCCCAGCCUCCCCAGGCAGUCCUCCUUUUCCCCUUUGGUGGUUGGGGAAACAAAGCUUACACCUGGCUUCCUGGCUGCCAGCCUGGGCCUCGAUGACUUCCAGGAGGACAGUACAGGACAUGAGCCCUGGUGAGAGACCCGAGGAGCAGGACAGGGAAGACGGCCCCUGAAUCCCAUUUGGCCCCUUGCUGGCUGGAGGUGUGAAAACCAGUGGUGGAGGCAGCCUUCGGGGCUUGCAUUUGAGAAUAAGGGUGUCACUAGUUCCAGGUGUCUGCUGAAAGAUUUGGAACGGAAGAUGAUGGCCACUCCGAACCAGACCGCCUGUAAUGCAGAGUCACCAGUAGCCCUGGAGGAGGCCAAGACCUCUGGUGCCCCGGGGAGCCCCCAAACACCCCCUGGGCCUCAUGACUCUGGUGGUUCCCUGCCCCUGACACCCCGGAUGGAGAGCCACUCAGAGGAUGAAGAUCUUGCUGGGGCUGUCGGUGGCCUGGGCUGGUACAGUAGGAGUCCCCGGACCCAGAACCCAGGGGGCUGCUCAGCGGAGGCUGUGCUGGCCCGGAAGAAACACCGUCGGCGGCCGUCGAAGCGCAAACGGCACUGGCGACCCUACCUGGAGCUGAGCUGGGCUGAGAAACAACAGCGGGAUGAGAGGCAGAGCCGGAGGGCCUCCCGGGUCCGCGAGGAGAUGUUCGCCAAAGGCCAGCCCGUGGCCCCCUACAACACCACCCAGUUCCUGAUGAAUGACCGAGACCCGGAGGAGCCCAACUUGGAUGUGCCCCAUGGGAUCUCCCACCCAGGUUCCAGUGGGGAGAGUGAGGCCGGGGACAGUGAUGGGCGGGGCCGAGCGCACGGUGAGUUCCAGCGGAAGGACUUCUCUGAGACUUAUGAGCGCUUCCACACCGAGAGCCUGCAGGGCCGCAGCAAGCAGGAGCUGGUGCGAGACUACCUGGAGCUGGAGAAGCGGCUGUCGCAGGCAGAGGAGGAGACUAGGAGGCUGCAGCAGCUGCAGGCGUGUACUGGCCAGCAGUCCUGCCGCCAGGUGGAGGAGCUGGCUGCCGAGGUCGAGAGGCUCCGGACUGAGAACCAGCGGCUUCGGCAGGAGAACCAGAUGUGGAACCGAGAGGGCUGCUCCUGUGAUGAGGAGCCGGGUACCUAGGGGUGCCUCCCAGCCUGGUGGACCCAAGGAGAAGGUCCCAUUUUGUGCACACUCAGGCCAGCUGGGUCUCAAGGAGGCAGGUGGCAGAUGAAAACCACCGUCAACACCCUUUGCCCCCUGAGAACAGCUAAAUUGGUUCAGACUCCCACCUCACCGUUUCCACAGUUGGCUCUUUCGUGUCAUCUUACUCUUUACAGAGAAAUUAAAUGGUCUUAGUGGGACCAAAUGGGA
Molecule: messenger RNA, 2707 nt
Organism: Chlorocebus sabaeus (green monkey)
Lineage: Eukaryota; Metazoa; Chordata; Mammalia; Primates; Cercopithecidae
Source: RefSeq, a predicted model, not a curated record